This is a messenger RNA of Penaeus vannamei (Pacific white shrimp), 2032 nucleotides long. The record is from RefSeq and is a predicted model, not a curated record. NCBI's taxonomy places the organism in Eukaryota, Metazoa, Arthropoda, Malacostraca, Decapoda, Penaeidae.
AGAUACCCAACCAGCCAAACUUCCAGAAGUCCGCAAGGCUCUGGUGUUUGGAUUUAACUUCCCUGGCCGUGGGAAUCCCUCCAUGGAUGCCAUUGAGGGCAUGAAGCCCCUCCUGCAGCUGGUGUUCCACUUGACAGACAAGAUUAGGAGGUUCAAGCUCAGCAAGGAGGGUAAAACAAAGGCUGAGAAGAAUCGUGCUCGUGUGGAGGAAGCAUUCUUGAAGGCCACUCAUGCUGUGCGAGCUGAGCAGGCGCAACAAAAGCGAGAGGAGCGCAAGAGGGUGGAACGUGAGAAGAUGCUUCAGAUUGAUGAUCCAGACAAGCAACGCAAGUGGGAAGAACGUGAACAUCGACGCCAGAUGAAACGCCGAGCCCCCAAAAUGAAGCAGCUCAAGGUGUGAAGAUUUAACGAGGACGAAUUACUCAGGUAUGAAUCCCAAAAUCCCUGCAGACGACUGUGGCAAUUGACACUGAAAUAGGAUUUGUGAUGGUAGUUGUAAGAGGAAAUUGGGGAAAGACUAAAAAAAAAGUAAUCAGAAAGGUGGAAUUGAGCAAGGACUACUUUAUUUUUCUUAUUAGAACUUUGUUACCCUGAUUUUCCAUUUCUUUACUUUAGUUUUCAGUUUUAUUUGAUACAUAAAUGAAAACAGUUUUGUUUGAUUCAAUGUUUACGGGAUAUUCAUCAAUAUUUGUCAGAUGCUUGUUAAAAGUGCCAAAUUUUCCUAUAUCUUCUUCAAAAUAUAUUUAUUUGAUUUUGAGAGAUUCUGAUUUAGAUAAUUUCUACUUCAUUUAUUUGUAGCCUGCUCUUUCACAUUUUAGCCAGAAAAAGGGAGGAAAAAGAGAAAUAUGUACUGAUCUGAAACUUUGAUGAUAACUUCUUAUUGUUUAAUAGAGCUCUGAUCCAGGCUCUUAUCUAUAUAUAUUGAGUAAUAUCUCAUGAUUGUGAUUAAUCAAAGGAAAGUUUAUGAAUGCUUGGCCAAACAUAGGUUUAACAUUUCAAGAUUUUUUUUUUUUACAUGCAAGAACCAAAGUUUUUUUGGUUUGUUCUAUUUGCCACAGAAAAUAUUGUGAAUCACCCAGAAUAAUUACUCUUAAUGCUUCAUAUAAUAGCUAAACAUAACUUAUAGCUGUAAUACAUAUAUCAUAAACAGUGCUUUAUUACACCAGAUUUACUCUCAUAGCAGAAAUGAGAGUAAUGUGAAAUUUCCUAUUUUCAGACUUCAUAAGAGAAUAUGGUGUAUGUAGAAGAGUACAAGAUGUGUUUAUUUUGGUAAGUUUGGUGAAAGUAGUGUACCUUGGUCCUUUAAAUUAUCGAAAGCAUGUCAUCACAUGUGAUAGAAUUUUUCCUGUGCAGUGCCGUCCCUGUCAGACUUGUUUCUGCGUGUGUGACAGGCUUUGAGUUUGAUUUUUUCUAUGUCUUUUCCUGUUUGUGUACCAUUGCGGGGAGAAGUUAUUUGUACAGUGUUUCACAAAGAAUGGAUCACAAGACUAUGUGUGCCUGGGCUCCAUAGAUAGCACUUUGUACAGGGAUGAUGUUAUGAACAGAUAGAAUGUUGUGCUUGUUGUUUUCUGAAGAGCAAAGUUGUAUGAAGUUUUUCAUUCCUGUGAUACUUCUAGGUAUGCAAUAGGAAAAAUUGUUAUUCAUCACAAAUUCAUUCCUCUUUUGUAUGUUCCAUGCAUUGUUACUAAGUACUAAUAAUAGUACUAGAAUAUUUCUUUUGGGAGAGUUGAAACCAAUCUUUUGGAUUGGAAUUGUGUGCUGACACCCAAGAAGUUAAGGUUUGGUACUUUGUACCAUAAGGCUCAAUUUCUGGGUUUAUAUAUUUUUCAGUUGAUUAUGUUAGGAACGAUUGUGCAUAUUGUAAGGCUCAUCUAUAUGUACGAAAUCUGUGAGGGCCAAUCAUUUUUGCAAUUGUUUUAUUUGAUUUGUAUUGUGCUAGUCUGUGUAUUUCAUAUUAUAAAUUAUGACUGUUAAAAUGGUGUUUUGCACCAUAGAAAAUUUUUAAACCUUAAUAAAAAUUGGAAAAAAACAA